AUGCCAAGAAUGAGCAAGGCUGAGACGAACAUUUCAGAAGCUGCAAAGGAAGGGAGAAGUGACGAAGUAGAACUUGAUUGGGACAGCUACGAAAAAGCAAACAAGAGAUUUCAUCUGAUUAGCUUAAAUUGGCAGAAAAAAAGAAAUAACAAAGGAACAAAACAAGAUGAGAUCAGAAGAAGCCGCACACGUCAAGACAGAGAAGAUGAGGAAAGUUGUGGAAAGAAAGAAAAAACAUCGAGAGAGAGAGAGACCAGAUAA
Messenger RNA from Eruca vesicaria subsp. sativa (arugula), 261 nucleotides. The record is from the annotation of a GenBank genome assembly. Lineage: Eukaryota; Viridiplantae; Streptophyta; Magnoliopsida; Brassicales; Brassicaceae.